This is a messenger RNA of Argiope bruennichi, 2384 nucleotides long. RefSeq names its product BTB/POZ domain-containing protein KCTD16-like. NCBI's taxonomy places the organism in Eukaryota, Metazoa, Arthropoda, Arachnida, Araneae, Araneidae. The record is from RefSeq and is a predicted model, not a curated record. Gene Ontology annotation, molecular function: protein binding. The coding region runs from base 192 to 983 and encodes 263 amino acids. The transcript has a single exon. Gene Ontology annotation, biological process: protein homooligomerization.
GGGAGGGAUGCUCCGGCAUCUGUUGAACAUUCCUUCGCAUCUGGAUUCUUCGCUUUCCCCUCCUAGAAUAUUUCUUCUGCAAAAACGGAGGGGGGCAACGCAUUUCUGACCAGAAGUGCAGCGACUUGAGGUGAAAAACACCUUUAGACGUCAUUGUUUUUUUUUUUGACCUCCUCUUCAGUGUAUCGAUAAUGGCGGCCACCUCUGAAGAAGGGGAUGAAUCCGAAUUCCCUCCCGUGAUUGAACUUAAUGUUGGUGGUGUGUUUUAUACCACGUCUCAUGCCACCUUGACGAAAGAAUCCAACUCUUUGCUGGCGCAAUUAUUCGGCGGGCCCCUCUCAGCAGGUCCCUAUCGAGACUCUAAAGGGAAAUUUUUUGUGGAUAGGGAUGGAGUUCUAUUCCGGUACAUCCUGGAUUACCUCCGGGAUCAGAGAAUCGUCCUGCCCGAGAAUUUCCAUGAAAGACUGAGACUCCGGCACGAAGCCGAAUAUUUUAACCUUCCAGGUCUCAUUGCCAAGCUGGAUUCGAUCCCAGCUGCCAAUUCUCCUGCUUCGCUAAUUGCAAAUGCAUUUCAUACUUCCUUGCCAGGAGCUCCUACGGGCCCUCCGGGGUAUAUUAUCAUUGGAUACCGAGGUACCUUCGCUUUUGGUCGAGAUGGUUUAGCAGAUGUUAAAUUCCGUAAGCUGACUCGCAUCUUAGUGAGCGGUCGUGUGAAUCUUUGUCGAGAGGUGUUUGGAGAGACCUUGAAUGAAAGUCGGGAUCCAGACCGUGGUAGCGACUGCCGAUAUUCUGCGAGGUUCUUCCUCAAGCACAAUUUCUUGGAGCAGGCUUUUGACAAUUUGCAGGAAGCUGGGUUCAGAUGCGUUGCUGCAGCAGGUUCUGGAACCUCCUGUGGCGGAGUCGGUGAGCCCAUGAAACCUGGUAUGGAUAGUGAAGAAAAUAGAUGGAACCAUUAUAAUGAGUUUGUUUUCACAAGACCCUAAAGAAGCACUCAAAACCGUUUUGUUAUAUUUAAGGAAAACAAAAAUGAACUAUAGAUUGUACACCGACACUUCAUGAUCCAAAAGUUCUUUCCUAAAUUCCAUUUUGACAACUGUGUGUAAAUAUAUCGUUUGUACUGUCUAGUGUUCGCCCUGUUUGAUCAUGUGGAAAUUUGGUUUGAUGACAAUUUUGUUUUUGACUCUCCCAGUGCUUCAAAUGACUUCUCACUCUUCAGCUACUCGAAAGUAGUUUCACAUGCAGAACUUUUAAAAAGAUUUAAACUGAAAUAUUUGUGUGCGCACAUCAAAAAGAUGAAGACAAAACAGUCUGAAAUAUUUGUGAGGCACUGACAACUAUCUUGCAAGUUGGGUCUUAAAUGGCAAUUUUUUGAGAAUAUCAAAUCUUGUUUAUCAUUUCAAUUAUGAUACAUAAGGUAUGUGUUUAUAUUACAUGUUCUUUAUAAAAGUUAAUGCUUUAAUUAAUAACCAUAAGAACUUAAAGUAGUGCUUUCCCCUUGCAAAACAUUAGCAUUUGAGACUAUAAUUGUAAGUGAAAUUCAAACUUAAGUACAAACUGCAUGUUAUCAGAAGUAAAACUAUAACAUAAUCACAGCUUGUACGAAAAAUUAUGCUAAAUUGCAUACAUCUAAGGAAUUUUUUUCUGAGAAAAUGAAUAUUAGGGGAUGAUGUUUUGCGGAAUUCACUUUAUUAUGUAUGAACUGAAUCAGUUAUGCAUAAUUAAUUUUGAACAUAUCAUUUUUUAUUAGUGUUUAGAAUGAUUUGGAAUAGCUAAGAUUAUUGACAGCAGUGAAAAUCGAAGACUUGAGAGAUGACGGUUUUACAACUAUGUAAAGAUAAAACUGUCUUUCAAUAUUUAAGAUUGAUGUUUUUAACACAUAAUUGAUCAUAAUGUUCUUAGUAUCACAUGUACAAUUGUACGUGUCAAUAGUAGCAAGUAAGCAAUGUUUAUAUUUGCUUAUUUUUAAAUGUACAUGUCUUUCUUGUCUGAGAGUGGCGAACACUGGUUCAACUUCUUUUCAGUUUCAAAAAUAUGUUGCUGUUUUUAUAAAAGUGAGUAUAUUAGUUGCUAUUUAAAUGAUUUUUGAGACCCAUUUUUUCUUUUUCUUUUUUCACUCGCAAGAAGGGGUGACUUAGUUCCGAAUUCACAGAAUUUUCUAAAUGUAACUAUUUCAAAUUUUUUCUAUGACUUUUACAUGAUUGUAGUAUGUCCGUUUACUACUGCAUGUGGAAAAUGCUUCAAUUGAAAAGAAAAGGGAUACUUUUUAAAAUUUAUCCAAGAGAAAAUUUUAUUAAAUUUAUUCAAAGGGCAUUUUGAAAGCUAUGAUAUAGAGAAUAAUAUUCGGUAUGAAAAGACUUUCAAGGUUUAAUGUAUUUAAGACUUCA